Molecule: messenger RNA, 7996 nt
Organism: Gambusia affinis (western mosquitofish)
Lineage: Eukaryota; Metazoa; Chordata; Actinopteri; Cyprinodontiformes; Poeciliidae
Product: zinc finger protein 609-like
Exons: 8
Coding region: 908-5062 (1384 amino acids)
Biological process (GO): regulation of transcription by RNA polymerase II
Cellular component (GO): nucleus
Source: RefSeq, a predicted model, not a curated record
UGAACGACAUUGGUGACCUUGUGGGUCAGAGGAAUGAAACAAAUUCAAAACUGGGGAUUGAGGCAACUUGAACUCGUGACCCCAGUACUUCUAAAAUCCUUGCUCCCUCCCCCAGAAAUCACCACACAAAUGCUUCUGUGUGUGUCAACUCAUGGUUGCUGCUGCUGGGAUCAAAUGGUGGACCUAAACCCAUUGAAAAACCGGCUCGUCAAAUCGCAGUCCGGUUGAUCCAGUUCCACCUUUUCCUUUCGCUCCGAGGAGCCAUGGAGAGAGUGUAACGGUUCAAUCCGACUCUCCUCUCCUGGAUUUCCUAGUCGCUCCCGCUGCUGCUGCUUGCCUGCUGCUUGACUACAUUGUAUCGGUUCCCACACGAAGAAGCAAACGCGGUGCUCUCUUUCACAAACGGACGAACACGGAGGAAUUAACCUGGAUGGAAAGCCGUUCACUGUGGAAUUCAUUUGCAGAAGCCUGCAACCGACGAACCGCUUCGCUUGGGGCUCGGGAAGGCAGCGGUGAAAAUGCGCCUGGGACUCGGCUGUUUUCGCUGUGGACGGUGCCUCGAAGUGUGAUGGCAGAAGUCCAGUGAAUCGCUGGCCUCCCCUCCUCUCUUGUGUUGGGUGUCUGGGGGAGUGUGCUGCCACUGGUUUCUACUAGAGCUCCAGAUUGUAUUUAGAGGUUUUACUGCAACUCAGCCGCCUGCACGUUGAUUUAUUCUUUACACGGAGCGCACACCGCCAUGGACGGAGAGCGGUCUGGAAUAGGAUUGUUUAGUUAAGUCGGGCACAAUGUGGUUAAAUGGGACAGGAAGGAGUAGAACGUGAAGAUUCUCUGACCCUUGCCCCUGACUCCCAACCGUCCGAGAGGGUGUCGGACCUCACCGAGGCAUUCCUGGGCCGUUGGCACUAAAAUGUCCCUAAGUGGUGGCACUGCAGGCGGGAAAGGUGUGGACUCGAAUGCGGUGGACACUUACGACAGCGGGGAUGAGUGGGAUAUCGGUGUUGGAAAUCUGAUCAUCGACCUCGACGCGGACUUAGAGAAAGACAAACUUGAGAUGUCUGGCACCAAGGACAGCAUGGCGGCACCACCCAGUGCAGUGGCAGCGUUGCCCGACAACAUACGAUUCGUCAGCCCGGUCUCCGGCGCUCAAGGCAAGGAGAGCAAAUCCAAAUACAAGCGCAACAAGAACUCUAAAGACAAUAGCAGCAAAGCUUCCGCGGAUGGGGGGAAAAAAGAGCCCACUGGACGGACUCAAGGGGAACCAACAGGUGCAGCAGCGAACGCGGCCGCUGCCGGCAACAACUCCACCUCUGGGAAGAACAUGGAAAAAGGGGGCAAGGCCUCCCGAGGUGUUCUUGGUGGUAAAAAGGACAAGGAAGGAGCUGGCGGGAAAAAUAAGAAAGACAAAACAGAUGGCGCCCCUAUCGUGGCAAUUGGCGUCUCUGAGAAGGACGUAUCUCAGGCUCAAGUUGCUUUGGGAAAUAGUCGUAAUGCGUCCUUUGAGAACACACAAUCAACAGACUUGGCAGAUGCUAAUCAAAUGGGAAAUAUUGCACUUGAAUCUGUUGGGAUAGUACCAGCUUUGAUCUCCAAAAGUGAACCAGAUGAGGUUGAAAAUGUUAACAGCGAAUGCAAGACGUUAAAGAAGAUUAAAAACGAGAAGAUGGAAUCUCCCGUCUCCACGCCAGCUCCUCCCCCUCUCCACCUGCUGGCCACGGUCGGCAACAGCGAAAUCGCCUCGCCAUGCGAGCAGAUAAUGGUGCGCACACGCUCAGUGGCGGUGAACACAUCCGACGUGGCCCUGGCCACAGAACCCGAGUGCUUGGGGCCGUGCGAGCCCGGAACCAGUGUCAACCUUGAAGGCAUCGUGUGGCAAGAAACCGAAGACGGUAUGCUGGUGGUCAAUGUCACCUGGAGAAACAAGACCUAUGUGGGCACCUUGUUAGACUGCACACGGCAUGACUGGGCUCCCCCCAGAUUUUGUGAAUCACCCACAAGUGAUCUGGAAAUGAGGAAUGGUCGCGGUCGAGGUAAGCGAAUGAGACCGAACAGCAACACACCUAUCAAUGAGAACAGCAACUCAUCAGACAACAAGGGUGCCACAAACAACAAGACGCGUGCCGCCUCAAACACCAAGGGCCGGAGGGGCAGCCAGACACCAUCAGAGCGCCGCACCCCUCCAAACAGCAACACAGAGGAUAUCAAAGCCAGCCCUUCUUCAGCUGGAAAACGCAAGACCAAACCUGCCUCUGACAUGGAACCCAACUCCAGCUCAGAGGACACCAAAGGCAACAAACGAAUGCGGACAAACUCCAACAAUGGAGGUGUGGGAGCCACAGGUCUCCCUAUCCCUUCUAUUAAGACGGAAUCACUUCCACCGCCACUCGAUCGCAGCUGUCCGUCUCCGGUUCUUAUAGACUGUCCCCAUCCCAACUGCAACAAAAAAUACAAGCACAUCAAUGGACUGAAGUACCAUCAAUCCCGUGCUCACAAUGAUGAUGACAUAAAGUUGGACUUGGAUGGAGACAGUGAAUAUGGCGAGGACUCAACUCUCCACCCUGAACCGGGAAACUGUAAUGGGGCAUCUAUCUCCCAGAAAGGAUCUUUGUCCCCAGCACGUUCAGUUACUCCGAAAGGCAGAAACUUUGAUGCACAAAGUCCGUCUCCUUCUCCUGGAAAAUUUGGUUCAAAGCAGAGUAAAAAGAAAAUAGUUGAGGCAGAUCCAGACACAGGAGGUGCACCGAUGGAUGGCUGUGAAGAUGGGCCAUGCCUUACUGAUGAGGCUAGUAAUGAUGGCAUAGAUGAUAAGAGAGGAUCAGAUAAGUCUAAGAAGGCUAACACUGGUACAAAAACUGAUAAAAUUGCCCAGAAAAACUUGAAGUCGCCACGUCCUAUUGGCCCUGGACCACCGGGAUCCCAACAAAUGUAUCCAUUUCCACCUGGAAACCCAAAUUCCUCCCCAGGACUAGCCCCAAUGAUACAGGGAAUCCCCAAGAGCCCUCAAAUGAGAGGGACACAACCUAAACCCCCUGCUAUUGGAGAUCCAGCUUCAACUAGUUCCAAAGACAAAAAGAAGAAAGACAAAAAGAAAAAGGAUGGUCUAAAGGACGCUGAUAGUCCCAAGCCUCUGGGAAAGGGUGGAAAAUUAGAGGAAGCAAAGCUUCCAUAUUCUGAGCCUUGUGAUCAAGGGAACAAGGGAGAAGGUCUCCUCAAUGGUUCCUCAGACCCCCAUCAGAGUCGCUUGGCCAGCAUCAAGGCAGAGGCUGACAAAAUUUACAGCUUUUCCGACAAUGCGCCAAGUCCAUCUAUUGGUGUUGCUAGUCGGAUAGAUGGCACUGGUAUGCCACAACCUCUCACACCACACCAUGUGGUAAACCAGAAUGGUGCUGACAACUCUUCAGUCAAAACCAAUAGCCCAGCCUAUUCAGACAUUUCAGAUGCUGGGGAGGAUGGUGAAGGGAAACCAGAGGGUGUCAAAGUCAGGACAGAUGACCAAACCAUCAGGGAAAGCGUCAAAAAAGCACUCUUUCCAAAUCAGACACCCAAUAAAGAUUCCCCCUACUAUACCAGUUACGAGGCUUACUACUCUCCUAACUAUGUAAACCCCAGUCCCGGUGGCCCCAAUCCAGUUGCACCAGUGGCUGAAGGUCAGGCUAAGAUCAAAAGAGAUGAUGAACAUGAUCAAGUUGAGGAGAAAGUAAAGGUUGAAGUUCAUGAAGAACGAAAAUCUGACCCCAGUGUUGCUGGCCAACAGCAACAACAGCCAUCGGUCAUCCAGCAGCGGUCAAACAUGUACAUGCAGCCCCUGUACUACAAUCAGUAUGCAUAUGUCCCCCCUUAUGCAUACAGCCCUGAUCAAGCCUACCACAACCACUUGAUGAACACCAACCCUGCCUACCGGCAACAGUAUGAGGAGCGGCAGAGGCAGAUGGCCGAGCAGCAUCGAGCUGCUGAGAAGAAGUCGGAUGUUGUCAUGAAGGAGCGAGAAGCCUCCAUGAAGGAGGAGUGGAAACAAAAGAGCCCAAUGCCACCAAGCCUCUCCAAAGCCCAGAGUCAGUCAGAUCUCGGAAAGAUACCACAGCCGCCAAGCAAAUCCAGAGACUCACCUUCUGAGCUGUCCUCCAAGUCUAUUGGAAGCAUAAAGGGGGAGGAUCCAAAGUCCCAGCAAGCUGAGGGGCUAAAGAUGAAACUGUCUGAAGGGGGUCACCAUGGAAAGGAAGACUCUUUGCAAGCUCUCGAGUCCAGAGGCCAGGCAGGGAUGGAACAACCCAUGUGGUACAGACAGCCAUAUCCCGAGAGCCAGAAACUCCAACUAGAGGACGAACACCAGCAACAACAGCAUCGGAGGAAAGACGAAAGGGAAAGGGAUCGGAAAAUAAAGGAAGAAAGGGUCAGGCUGAAGGAGGGUCAAAGUGGACCCAAGGAGGAUGGAAAAGACAGCAAUGAUCCCAGAAUCAGUGCUGAGGACCAUCGAGCCAUGAGCAAAGACUCUCGUUCUAACCCGCAUAUGCAGUUCACAUCACAAUUAGCACAGCACCAAGGCUACUUGCCGUACAUGCAUGGAUACCCCUAUGGACAAGGCUAUGACCCCAACCACCCAGGAUACAGGGGCAUGUCUUCGGUCAUGAUGCAGAAUUACCCAGGUUACCUCUCUGGAAGUUAUCCAUUUUCUACUUACGGGGGUAAAAUGGUGGGAGGUGACGAAGGCAGCGAGAAAUCCCGCGCUAGCCCCACGGUCACAAAAACGGCAACGGACUCCAAAGCCCUGGACAUCCUGCAUCAGCACGUCAGCCAGUACAAGAGCAAAUCCCCCACGGUGGGCGACAAACCGUCCCACGACAGAGAACGGGACCAGGACCGGGGAGCCGCCGUCGACAGGGAGCGGGAACGGGAGCGUGAGAGGGACAGAGACAGGGAUGUGGACCGACCGCGCUCGUCACCGUCCCAGCGCAUCAUGCCCUCUCACCACCACCUGGCAUACCCGCUGCUCUCAGGGCAAUAUGACCUGUCCUAUGCCACAGGGAAACCUGACCGUCACACCUCAACCCUGCAGAGAUUCAUGUGACUGGCUCACAUGAGAGCAACAUCCUCUGGUUGUUACCUUUUAGACAUCAGUUGAAUGGUGUUUCUAUCUUUUAUUUGUUGUUUUGUUUCUCUGUCCCAAGGCAAGGCAGAAUGUUGUUGCUGUUCUUUUUUGUUUGUUUGUUUGUUUGUUUGUUUUCUUCUCCUCACGAAAGACCCCAAAUUCUCUGAUCCGAGGACUGUAACACGACUUAAGAGUAUAACCCAGGUUCAAAGCCAUCGCUGUGCCCCUUCCCGCAGAGGAAACACCGACCCGCUCAAUACCUAGUCUUUGCACUGUCGACAAAUACAAUGCAAAAAGAGACUGCCAGAACAGCUUUUCGUGUUUCCUUUUUGAUUUUUCUUUUUUUUUUUUUGUUGUCGUUGUUUUCAGACUGCAUUGUUUCUUUUUUGUCACACAGAAAAGAACUUGGCAGGUUGAAUUUGGGGUACUUGGGAGGGAGGGAAAGAGGCGUCGACUAAACUAAAGACUGGCUUUACAGUACGCCGUGAAACAACAGCAUAUCCUUAACUUGACAAAUGUUCGGCUAUGUUUAGGGGAGAGGAAGGGGGAGGAUGGUAACAGCUGCUUUCUUCAGAGACUUAAGAGCCUGAGAGUGAAGUUUUCCCAUCUUCAUCGUCAUCGCUUCAAGUUUUUCGGCUUUUUUUGUUUUGUUUUGUUUUGCUUUGCUUUGUUUCCUAAAGGAACACCUCACAUUUAGUUUCAGGGAUGAUGCCGUCAUGUUUCAGCAAACACACCUCAUGGAGAAACAAACCAACACUAUUCGUGUCUCCUUUUCUCUCUCUCUCUCUCUCUCUCUCUCUCUCUCUCUCUUUAAACUCUCUUUCAUAUCAUUGUAUGUCCAUCUUCGGAAGUGUCUGACGCCGGAUUCAGUCAUGUUUUUGAUUUAGUUUUUUAAAUGUGUGUUUUUAUUUUUUAUUUGGUCCCCUUCACCAUAAAAGGAGUCGCAUCCACUUAAAGCGGUGAAGCCACAUCAGCGAGCGAUCGGGUUUGUUUAGUCACUGCGCUUCUUUCAUUGUUUUCCUGUGAACAGUGUAAAACUUGGGCUCAUGUAUUGUUUCUGCUGUAAUAUAUAGGCUUCCAACCCUUUCUGUGCGUAAAUGUUUGUAUUGAUUCAAGCAUGCAACUGUUGGAGAAACUUGUCAAAAGGCCGUCUUGCUUUUUUUGGCCACGCUGAGCACAGACCAGUACCACCACCCGGGUGUUUUUGAGCAUUUUCUUUCGGUUUUCUUCGUCUUGGGUUCACAUCUCCGUUCGCCCCCUCAAAAUGCGUGCCGCUGCAAACAUAAGGAAGUCUGAGUGAUUUUUUUUUUUUUUUUUUUUUUUUUUUUUUUUUUUUGGGGCUAAUGUGAUCAAGCGGAGGGGAGGGACGGUUCUCUUCCCUUUUGCUCAUGUGGCUUCACCGUAACAACAGGUAGGUCAGAUUCACGGUGACCAAGCUGCUCCUAAAGCACAACACCAGAUUCUGACACCUGAUUUAAAAAUGAUAAACAAACACUAAAUUAGACGGCCUGCCUCGGAGUUGCUGAGAAGCCUUACAGCAUGAGGGUCCUGCUCCGUAAAGUCCCACUGGUGAGCUUUUUCAUCGACGUGAGCGUGGCCCCCGUUCUACCAGAGGCUUUAAAUUACACGGCUCCCAAACCACGGGGGGUGUUUUUUGUUUUUUUGUUGUUUUUUUUUUUUUUUUUUUUGGGGGGGGGGGUAAAAUCUUAUCCAUGUGCUGCUUGCAUUGAUUACAGGUUACUGAUUGUUGAAGGUUUAAGGGGUCAUAUCGGGGUGUUUGAAGCAUUUUAAUGACAGGAUAUUGACCAUGUCUUUUUUUUUUUUUUUUUUUAGUUAUUUUUUAUUUUAUUUUAAUUUUUUUUUUUCCCCUCCACCCCCACUGCACCAACAGUGAAUCAUGCCUAAUGACCCCCACCUGGCGUCCAAACCAGGCAUUUCUCACAUUUAACAAACCGCAGCGAUUCAUUUUGAGGUUCACGGACAUUCCUGGUGGGGGGAGGGGGGAGUUACCCGUUUCUCGCCCCCAAAAAGAAGAAGGAGGAAGGAAAAAAAAAAAGAAGAUGUUGACAGGACGGUAUAUAUUUUGACUUUGUGCGCAUUUUAAAGAAGAGUGGCUGACAUGAUUUAAAAGCUGAAUGUGGUGGUGUGUGACUUGUACUUAAUCUGUAAGGGUAAUCUAGGCAGCUGUGAUGUUGUCAUUAAAGUCAGUGGGGUUUUAGUACCAGCAGACUGCAUAUAGUUUUAUCAGACAAUGGUUGUGACAAGUGCAUUUGUUCUCUCUCUUUCUCUUUCUCUCUCUCUCUCUCUCUCUCUCUCUUUCUCUGAGAGUAGUGUUAUCUCAGUAGUAAGCAAAGCCCAGUGAAAAUCAUUUAUUCUAAAGUGUAUGAAAAAGCCAGAAAAGUUAACGUUUGCUAUCAACAUAUUGGAAAGUGCUUGGCUCUUGUAUUUUGCAGGACUGUAUUUGUUUCAUGGUGAAGAGUAUAUUUAUUGGCCAGCAGUUGUCUCAAUUGGUGCCUAGUCGAACAUUCUUCUGUGAGAACAGAGACACUCGCUCGUUUGUCUUUUUCUUCCCUCACCCCGCCUCCCGUCACACGGCCACCCUCCCCCAUCCCUCCUUCCCCUCCGUUUUAACCCCACCGUCCUGCCUCUCCUUAACCCCCCCCAUGACCCCCUCACCCGACCCCCUCCAAAAGUACCGGAGCUCGGUGCUUGCAAGGAUGUUUACAAUGUCUUCAUUUUCUUUCUGUGUGAGAAAGUCAGAACUCUUUUCCCCCCACGCCCCCUUUCUCUCCUCUGUCGUCUUUCCUUUCAGGAGUUUGUGUAAAGUGUACAUUACCAUGGUUCUUUUUUAUACAAUACUCUGUAACUUGCCUUUGUAAAUUUGGGCUGGAAAAAAUAAAUCUUUUUAUGAGA